AUGACCAAUCUUAAUGUUAUUGAAGCUGUUCGUUUCUAUAUCAAUCGAAUGAUUGAUGAUUGUGGUCAAAGUAUUAAAGGACUUGUUAUGGAUAAAGAAACAGCAUCGAUUGUGAGUAUGGUCUAUGCUCAAUCGGAAAUACUUCAAAAACAAGUAUUUCUUUUCGAACGUAUUGAUGUUGCCGGGCAAAAAUCAUUGAAAAAUCUAAGUGCCAUUUGCUUUUUAAGACCCACUGAAGAAAAUAUUCAAGCAUUAAUACGUGAAUUACAUGAACCAAAAUAUGGAAAUUAUUUUAUUUAUUUUAGUAAUUUUGUUGAAAUGAAUGAUAUUAAAAGUUUAGCUGAAGCCGAUGAAUAUGAAUGUGUACGAGUUGUACAAGAAUUUUAUGCUGAUUAUCUAGCAAUAAAUCCACAUUUAUAUACACUUAACAUUCCAAUUACUUAUCAAAAAAAUUAUGAAUGGAAUGAUAAUCUUCUUCGUCGAACAGUACAAGGACUUAUUUCAUUAAUACUUUCAAUAAGAAAAAAAAGUGCAAUAAUUCGAUAUCAAAAUUCAUCGAAUAUGGCAAGAACACUUGCUGACAGAUUAUCUAGUAUACUUAAACGUCAAUUUGAUUUUACUUCCUUAAAUAAUAAUGAUACAAAUCAAACAAUAGUUUUAAUACUUGAUCGACGUGAAGAUGCAAUAACACCAUUACUUAAUCAAUGGACAUAUCAAGCAAUGGUUCAUGAAUUAAUUGGAAUAAAAAAUAAUCGUGUUAAUCUUAGUCAAGUACCAGGAAUUACAAAAGAACUUGAAGAAGUUGUAAUGAAUGCUGAAUACGAUGAAUUUUAUUCAACGAAUCUUUAUAGUAAUUUUGGUGAAAUAGCAACGAAUAUAAAAGGUUUAAUGGAACAUUUUCAAGAUAAACAUAAAAGUCAAUCGAAAAUUGAAUCAAUUACUGAUAUGAAGACAUUUGUCGAAAGUUAUCCACAAUUUAAAAAACUUUCUGGUACUGUAUCUAAACAUGUUACAAUUGUUAGUGAAUUAUCACGUCUUGUUGGUCUAUAUCAUUUACUUGAAGUUAGUGAAACUGAACAAAAUCUUGUUUGUCAAAGCGAUCAUAAUGACAUUGUUCAAAAAAUAAAACAUUUAAUAAAAGAUGAGAAAAUUCGUGAUGAAGAUAUUGUUCGACUUCUAUGUUUAUAUGCACUACGUUAUGAAUAUCAUGGUAAUAAUGAAAUUAAUACACUUAGAAAAGAAGCACACAAAUCUCGUCAAUUAUCGGAAAAAUAUAAUCAAUUCAUUGAAGCUAUACUUGACUACGGUGGUAAAAAAUUUCGACAAGCCGAUUUAUUUAAUACACAAUCAUCAAUGGCUAUAACACGACAAUUUAUUCGAGGAAUGAGAGGUGUCGAUAAUGUUUAUGCACAACAUAUACCACUGAUAAAAGAUUUACUUGAACAAUUAUUACGUGGUAAACUCAAGGACACCUUAUAUCCGAGUGUUAUUCCAAAAGAUCAAACACAACAAAGUAAUCGUUAUACAACAAAUCAACAGAAUCAAUUACAGCAACAAGGACAAAUAAUUAAGCCUAAUGAAAUUAUUGUCUAUGUUAUUGGCGGAAUAACAUACGAAGAAUCAUGUCAUAUUCAUAUGAUGAACAAACAGGGUGCUAGAAUUUUACUUGGUGGUUCUUAUAUACACAAUUUUUCAUCAUUUAUUGAUGAAGUACUUACUGGAGCAUCUUCAACAUUAUCUAAUGCAUCAAACGAAUUACUUUCACCAAAACGUCGUUAA
Molecule: messenger RNA, 1779 nt
Organism: Adineta steineri
Lineage: Eukaryota; Metazoa; Rotifera; Eurotatoria; Adinetida; Adinetidae
Source: the annotation of a GenBank genome assembly